This is a messenger RNA of Pararge aegeria (speckled wood butterfly), 1398 nucleotides long. RefSeq names its product transcription factor BTF3 homolog 4-like (gene bic). The record is from RefSeq and is a predicted model, not a curated record. Lineage: Eukaryota; Metazoa; Arthropoda; Insecta; Lepidoptera; Nymphalidae. Gene Ontology annotation, cellular component: nascent polypeptide-associated complex; cytosol. The coding region runs from base 183 to 722 and encodes 179 amino acids. The transcript has a single exon.
GAAAUAACUUGUGCUGUCGCAGAUCCACCAUUUUCCCUUUGUAACUAACCGGUGUUCAAAACACGUGUGUACGAUCAAGUUACAUGGGAAACCUGUGUGUUCGCGACUGAAAUUAACACAUAAACAACACUAAAAAGUGUGUCACUUUUUUGCCGAUAAGUGUUACGUGUUGAAUUAUAAGAAUGAACACCGAAAAGCUGAAGAAGUUGCAGUCCCAAGUCCGCAUAGGCGGCAAGGGUACCCCGAGGCGCAAGAAGAAGGUCGUCCAUGCGACUGCCGCCACAGACGACAAGAAACUGCAGUCUUCCCUCAAAAAACUUUCAGUUAACACUAUACCGGGCAUCGAAGAGGUAAAUAUGAUAAAGGAUGACGGCACUGUGAUACACUUUAAUAACCCAAAAGCACAGGCGUCGCUGGCGGCGAACACAUUCGCUAUAACUGGGCAUGGUGAGAACAAGCAAAUCGCGGAGAUGCUUCCAGGUAUUUUGAGCCAGUUGGGCCCUGAAGGGUUAAACCAAUUAAAGAAAAUAGCGUCAAGUGUAGCGCCGCCGAAACCGCUCGAUGAGGACGACGAAGUACCUAACCUAGUCGGGAACUUCGACGAGGCUUCAAAACAAGAGGCCAAGGAGGUGAUCACUGAUGAGAAGGAAACCGAAAAGGAAAAGGAAAAGGAGAAAACGCCUGAGACAGAAACCAAAGCUGCGGAUAAGAAGACAGAUUAAAUAGUCCCCCUACAAAAAGUUCUAGUUUUUAAUUUUGCUCACCCAAAGUGAUUCGGGUUUCCAAAGGCAAAGAGUGUGUCUCAAAAUGUUUUUUUUUGGUAAAAUUUAAAUGUGUUCCUAAGUUGAAUUUGUGAACUGUUCUGUUUGGUGAUGGUGCCAGUGAGGGACACUUAAAAAAAAAACUCUUAGACUUUGGAAAUUCUGUAUACAGCCAUCCCGUUAAAUGCUUUUUCUUUUACAAAAUCCACUAACAAUAUAGUUAUUAAAACUGCGUUAUGAGAGGAAAUAUGGAAUUCUCAUGCAAUAGGGCAUAGAUAAGUAUUUUAUAUAUCUGUUGUUCAGUAUAGGUUCACUAUGUUAUCAAAAUAUAGCAUAAUAUGAGUUAAAAUUGACACAUUGGUAUAUAAUAGCAAUAUUAUAUCUAUAGGAUGGUGCUAUGCAUCAUAACAAUAUGAAACUUUGUAAAGAAGGUAUUUUCUAAAACUGUUAAUUCAUUUCAUAUAAAUCUGCUUUCUCAUUUCAUACAAAAAACUUAGGUUAUAAAAUGAAUUGAAGUUAGUCACAGAUGGCUCUAUAGAUAACAGAGCUAAUAUUGUAUAAUAUUAAAAAAAAAUUGAAAAAUGUAAAAGACCGAGUUUGUUAUGAAUUGACAUGACAUAAACUUUUGUCAAAGAAA